Brassica napus (rape) is the source of this 1770-nucleotide messenger RNA. Its product is annotated as nudix hydrolase 12, mitochondrial-like. The transcript is spliced from 6 exons. The coding region runs from base 1019 to 1558 and encodes 179 amino acids. Gene Ontology annotation, molecular function: pyrophosphatase activity. Lineage: Eukaryota; Viridiplantae; Streptophyta; Magnoliopsida; Brassicales; Brassicaceae. The record is from RefSeq and is a predicted model, not a curated record. Gene Ontology annotation, cellular component: cytoplasm; nucleus.
UGAAUUCUUCUUGUUAUAUAUCUUGUAUUUGUAGAAACUUAAUUUAUUUCAAUGAGACAAAUAAUAUUUGUAAAAAUAAGAAAAACAUAAAUCUAAAUUACAAUACUAAAAUAAAUUGAUAUAGAAAAAUUGUAGAGUCAAAAUGGCAAAUCUCUUUUCUUAAAUCUUUAAACUUCCCUUAGUGUGAUGUUUUUAGAUACAACUGCUGUGUUUAUAUCUUCCAACAUCAAAGAUAGAGUCUAUCGAAUUUUUCUAUAUGUUGUACUUUCAGACAUACAAAAAACUAUAAACUAAAAAAUAAAAGCACGUGAAGGAUUUGGACAAACGUCUUCGUCCGAAAACUUACAGAGAAAUGGUCUUAAACCAUUUUGUUAAAAACGAUUUCCUACAGCGUUGAGAUAUAGAGUAUAGUUCAAAUUUGGUUAAUUAUAUGUUUUCAUAAUCUUAUCUUAAUUUUGUUCCCAAAAUCAGUUAUAAAAGCUAUAAAGUGAUAUGAAAUAUAAGAUUAAAGAAGAUUUUCUUUUAUUAAUUAUUAAUUUUUGACAGCAGAUCUUACUAACCAUUAAUAGAAAAGAAAGAUAGGAUAUAAUUUAAUAGAAUCACUACAUGUCACAUUUUAUCAUAUAUCAGACUUAAAUUUGGAGUUAUCUUUGGACAAUGAAUUAAAAGAUUUGAACUAAGUUAAUGACUAAUUUAAAUCUAUUUAGUGAUAAAUUGUUUAAGCUAAGUAAAAUUGUGACUAAUUUAUCUUAUUAACUAAGCUAAAUCAAUUUGGUGACAAAUGGCUAAGCUAAACACAUUUUGUGUCUAACCCAAAAUGACUUGGAGACAAAUGGUUAAAGGUUAAUAAAUUUAAUGACAAAUGUUUAAAUUAAUUUAUGAUUAAACUUCCUAAAUUUUUCAUAUAAAUAAAAGUCUGAUCUCUCUAAUACCAAUAUACUCACAUAAUAAUCUUACUCAAGAUAAGCUUUCACAUACAAAGUUCUAGCAAUACCUCAAAUCUUUUUGAAAUUCAUCAAUGUCGGUUCUUUCAUCUCGGACAGGACGAGAUCGUCAACGUUACGACAACAACUUCCGACUCGUUUCUGGAUGCAUUCCGUAUCGUCUGAUCAAAGACAAGAAACUUGAAGAAGACACAAGUGUUGACUUUGUAAACAAGCUUCAAGUUCUCAUGGUUUCAUCUCCUAAUCGUCAUGAUCUUGUCUUCCCAAAGGGAGGAUGGGAAAAUGAUGAGACCGUUCUUGAAGCUGCUUCUCGCGAAGCCAUGGAAGAAGCUGGAGUUAAAGGAAUACUUAGAGAAGUUCCUUUAGGAGUUUGGGAAUUUAGAAGCAAAAGUAGUAUUAGUACCAAUGCGGAGGAUGAAUCUUUUGGUGGAUGCAAAGGCUAUAUGUUUGCAUUAGAGGUAACCGAAGAACUCCAGGAAUGGCCAGAACGUGGGAAUCGCCAAAGAAAAUGGUUGAAUGUUAAAGAAGCACUAGAGCUGUGUCGGUAUGAGUGGAUGCAGAGAGCACUUGAAGCGUUUUUGAGAGUAAUGCAAGAAGAAGAAGGAGGAAAAUAGAGAACAAAGGAAGAGACAAUGCAAGAUAAUUCUUCAAGGUAGAGGAGAAUUGAUGAUGUUCGUUUUAAGUUGAAAUAUGUAUCAGUGUUUUUAAUUUUAGCCUAAAAUAAAACUUAUCUAGACGACUCAUCCAUGUGAGUUUAAUUGGUGUAUUGGGAUGGAGAUGAACUUGUUCAAAAUAUUAAUGAAAAAUCUAUCCUUAUUCUAAUAUA